AUGUGUGUAAAUGCCUCUUGUAUAGUAUCUGCAUGUGCAUGCAUACCAACGUUUCAGACACCCGCGCCCGUAUCUACAUGCCAACGUAUACCAAUACCACCUCGACAGCCUGACCACACCCCAAUCUGCGUUGCCAUAGCAACUGACGGCUCAUGUGGUCUGUCCGUCGACAGAGUCAUUGACUACCGUUGCGAAGACUGGUGGCAGCUGGAGGAGUAUAUCGCCGAUCCCUUCGAUGUGAUCUUUGACACUGUGGGUACCUAUGAGUCAUGGCAACGGGCCAAUGUGGACCAGGGGAGUGUGCUGACGUUAGGGAUUGAGGGGGGACAUUACGUGACGUACACAGGGGAUGAGCGAUACUACCAUCUGCACGG
This is a messenger RNA of Sphaeroforma arctica JP610, 374 nucleotides long. RefSeq lists its product as hypothetical. NCBI's taxonomy places the organism in Eukaryota, Ichthyosporea, Ichthyophonida. The transcript has a single exon. The annotation marks the transcript as partial. The record is from RefSeq and is a predicted model, not a curated record.